CGGCCUUCGAAAUGGGGUGCCGGUUCCUAAGGACAUUUAUAUAAUAUAUAGUAUAAAACAGCGUAUAUAGCGAUUUGUGACACCCUCGUUCAUUGAAGAACACACUUGGAGCAAGGCUACAAGUGCAAGAGAUUCAAAACGUGAAAAUACAACUUUGGUUGCAUGUAGGAGUUAAUUUAAGUGUCAAUAGUUCAUGUUGAGUUAGUGCACAGCCACAGGUUAGUUUUGCUUGCAUGACCGCUUCAUGUUCAAACGGUGUACGACGUGUCAACAGACACGGUAGACGACAAUUUUAAAAAGAUACAAUGUCAAAGGACAAUUCGUCAAAGGGAACACAUAAGAAAGGCGAUGUUUUUAUAUUUGCGCCUCCGGAAGACGAUACCAAUGUACAUGAUGACAACCUUUUGAAUAUUGCAGAAGGUGGGAACGUUGUGGAAGAAUGGUAUCCUGGACUGCCUUAUUCAGAUUUUGAUGCACACGACGGGAAAUUCGACUGUAUACAGAAUACUGAUGAGCCUAGUCUAAUAAUCCUCCAGCGACGGGAGGAUCCUUUCGAUUUUUUACAAAUCCAAAACGCACCUGGAUUUUCAGAUCAAACUGAUCAUGCAACAGGCACCAGAAUUGUGCUGACUUCAAUGAAAAAAACUGAAAGGUAUACAGGUUUUCCAGCGAACGAUGAUCUUCCUUUGAAGACAAAAACGUCCUUAUUAAAAAGGACGAUAUCCAUUUCUGAUGAUAAAGCUAUUAAUGAUCAUAUACAAGUAGCAGAAGUAAAAUAUUUAAUGAGCUGUACAUCUGGCCACAAACUAGAUGAAAACACUAAAGUCAGAUGCUGUAAAAUUGCGUCGGCAAUAUUUUUUGACGAUGGUGACAACUUAAAGACACUUCUUGUAAAUGAUGUCACUGAUAGCACAGAGCAUAUUUCGGAGGAAAGAAUUCCGUUGCUCAAGAAGAGAAAUAUAAGAGAAUAUUUCCACGACCCAUUGUGUAGCGCGGAAAUUCAACGUCGUAUACUAGAAGCUGUCGAGUUGGACAGUUUGAAUUGUUUGAAUGUGCUCUGUGAUACUUAUGAAAAGCAUCCCUUUUCAAAAAAGGAAGAUAUCCAUCUGUUUCACCGCCGGUUCGGUUUAUCUUUCUGGCCAUUGAGCGAACGUCCAAAAGAGACUGCUCUUCACCUUAUUGCAAACAAACAUACAUCAGUUGAAGCGAUGGAAGUUUUACAAAAGCGACCGAAAUUUCUGGAUGAUUUUUCAGACAUUCCGGACAGUCAUGAUUCAUCACCACUUCUUCUGGCGAUCAAAUGCAACAAUAUGGAGGUGGUUAAGCGAUUGCUCGCAAGAAAACCAGACUUAAACAAGCGAAAUAAACAUGAUGAAACGCCUAUUCUUGUGGCAGCUUUACAUGACGCUGAAGAUGUUAUAAACGAAAUGCUGAAGACAUAUCCUGAAACAGAACUUUUUGAAGUCAUGAAAAAGAUUGAUGGAAAGGGCCAUUCUAUUCUCUAUCCCGCCUCACAAAGUGGAAAGGCAAAGGUGCUUAACCUCAUUAUGGAGAAGGGAUGGUGGCCCGAUUUUUUAGAACAAGAGAAGAAAAUAACAGAAGAAUGGGAAUCAUUUGUUUGCAACGUUUGUGCCACAGGAUGUAUUGAACUGGCAAGAGAAAUUUUAAUACAGAAUAAUGAACUUCUGGAUGCAAAAUGUGAUAAACGUGCAAUUACCCCUCUUAUGAGAGCCGCCGAAGCGAACCAAAAGGAAAUUGUCCAACUUAUCUUCGACAUUAAUAAAUCGGAUAGUGAUCUUUUUAUGGCUUGUGAUAAAAAUGGCAGGAAUGUCUUCCACCAUGCUGUGGGAAACCCUGAUAUUCUACGUUAUCUACUUGAAAAGUGCACGCAGAGCAAAAGUACCAAAGCUAUUAAUAAAAUGGACAAAUGGGAAAUGACGCCGAUAAAGCUUACAGCAGUUAUGAGAUUGGAGGAGAGUUUCAAAAUGCUCUUAAAUCACACUACAAAUAAAGAGGAUUUAUUUGCUGCCCAUUUCAUUGAUAGUGUGCAUAUAGAGAUUUUGAAGACGGGUCUUCUCAACUGGCGACGAAUGGAUCGCAAAGCAGUAGCUGAUCUGCUGGAUGGAAAGAUCAAGAAAAAUCAGCCAUUCUUAGAGGCCGCCAAGAGAGGAAACGUCGAGUUAAUGGAAUUUUUCUUGGAACAAGGAGCGAAUCAUUUACAAAAAACCCCAGAAGAUCAAACCGUGCUUCAUUACGCCGUAAUUUCUGGGGAGCUUGCUGCCAUGGAAUUUCUGCUGAGUAGAAAGGAAUUCCGGGAAAUAAUCGAUUUUGGGGAUGACAAGAACAUGACCGCGGCUGGUUAUGCCACUAAGCUCGGAAAGGCGGCGAUACUAAGAUGUCUGUUGGAGAAUGGUGCGAAAAUGAAAAGGAAGACGGCCAGACAUAACAUCUUAGAUUGUGCGUAUGGACAUUAUGAAACUGCCCAGGAAUCUUUGAAAGAAAUUAUUGAGUUUUGUACAAAUGAAGAAACGAAAAAUGAUAAAACCCACUUACUUCAAGAGUUGUUUGAAGACUCCCGGUUUGGUGCUGAUCGUAUUAUGGCACAACUGAUUGAAAAAACACCCGAAGUCGCUAUGAUGAUUUUUGACCUGUGUGUUAAUGAACAUAGACAUUAUGCCUACACUUCUUAUUGUAAAAUGGAGGAAGAAAGAAAAGUUUUGUACUUGUUCUUUCCAUUCAAACGGCACAAAACGGAUGGAAAGCUUGAAGCAAUUGAAAGUAUGGUUAACAACGAAAGAGACGACUGUUUGGGCCAUCCACUAGUUUUAAGAUUCCUAAACUACAAGAUGCAUUCAACGGGAUUUAAAAAAUGGUUCUACUUUAAUGUUUUUUUCUACCUCACGUUCCUGCUAACCUUAACGGUAUAUAGCACUCUUCAAAGUCAAGGAUUAUACAAUUUAAAAUCACCAGGAAUGAUUGCAUUAUCGCUUAUUAUUUUGGCCUUUUGUGCACUUCAUUUCAUCAAAGAAAUACUACAGUUGCGUCUAAGUACUGCUAAUUAUAUAAAAGACUCCGAUAAUUACAUCGAAUGGGUGAUAUUCAUCUGCGCUGUCAUUUAUGUGGUGCCAGGAGGAAGUACGAAGACUAAAGUGCAGAUUACAGCUGGAGUUAUAUCGGUGUUUCUGGGUUGGAUAAACUUCUCCUUUUUCCUGAAAAGAUUUUCAUUGUUUGGGAUCUACAUCAUAAUGGCUAAAAGAGUUUUUCGGACCGUUUUCAAGGUGUUACCGUUCGUCUUGUUGUUCAUCGUUGCAUUUUCGCUGUCAUUUUCGCUGCUCCUUUUCCUAGAUAAAGGUUUUAAAAAUAUUCCAAUUUCAAUUUUGACAACAUUCGUCAUGAUGACUGGAGAAUUGGACUAUCGGGAUAUUUUUCUACCAAGUGGACCAUUUAACGUUUUGCAAAAGAUACUUCUUGUGUUAUUUAUUCUCAUGAUCUCCGUCACCGUGAUGAAUUUGCUGACUGGUCUUGCUGUUGGAGAUAUUAAUGACAUAAUGGCUCGUUCGAAAGAAGAAAAAAGAAUUUCUAGGGCAAAGCUUGUCAUUACAUUGGAAAGAAAUUUUAACAGAAUUCCAUUUCUCUCACCACCUGAAUUUAAAGAUUUCGUAGAGGACCCACAAGAGAAAGAAUGUCAGUCAUCGUGGCUAUUACGCCAAUGGAAAAAGGUAUACGACGAUGAUGAAGUUGAGGAACAAUUAAAAGUAAUGGCUGAAAAAAAGAAAGACGAUUGUGCAAAACAGUUGAAUGAGCUGAAAGAAGAGAUCAAAAAGACAAAUGAAUUCGUGAAAGAAUUCGAAGCGAAGAUUGAGAAUAAAUUACAGAAUAUUGAAGCGUUGUUGGUAAACUUUCAAAGAAGGGGUUCAGGUCCACUCAGCAGUUAAAGUACAUAAUGCCGGAUGAUUGGUUUAGAUUUAGAACAUAGAAGUAGUAUAGGAGACCACAUCAAUCAUCAAUACCGGGCUCAUUCUUUCCCAAAAUCUUUAUUGAGAGAAGUGAGAAUUUUUAAACUAGAAACAUUAUCAUUUAUUCAUCUUCAUUUAUAUUCGUGAUUAAAAUAAAGUGAACAUCAUAACGCAAUAGGAAAUGAAGGUGAUAGCCCCGAAGGUAUAUUUUUUACUAAUCUGACUGCCGUAAUGAAGUUCGCAUAUUAUUAAAGGUGAUUCAGUAUAUUAAUAUUUGCUCUCGAAAAUUAUGAAAAAUUAAGGUUCAUUUGCUGAAAAGUUAUAUUUAUG
This is a messenger RNA of Dendronephthya gigantea, 4286 nucleotides long. RefSeq names its product transient receptor potential cation channel subfamily A member 1-like. NCBI's taxonomy places the organism in Eukaryota, Metazoa, Cnidaria, Anthozoa, Malacalcyonacea, Nephtheidae. Gene Ontology annotation, cellular component: membrane. Gene Ontology annotation, biological process: transmembrane transport; monoatomic ion transport. Gene Ontology annotation, molecular function: protein binding; monoatomic ion channel activity. Bases 306 to 3935 code for a protein of 1209 amino acids. The record is from RefSeq and is a predicted model, not a curated record. The transcript is spliced from 22 exons.